CGUCACACACACUUCUCUUUUUUUCCUCUCCCUUCUCCCUUUUCCUCACCUUCCCCUUCUCGUUCUUUUUUCCUGUCCCCUCGUUCCAGCAGAGCAUCUCUGUGCAGCUCUGCCUCUCUCCCCGCCGCCCACUCCUCCCCGAGCACUGAUCCGAGCGGCCGCUCUGCCAAAGCCUCAUCAUAGCUGCGCUCUUCGGGCUGUUCCUUCACGGAGAGGAGAACCGGGGACAUUUUGGACCACAUUGCUAUAACCCCCCCUCCCCAUCCACCCACUAACCGACCCCGAUCACCAUGGCGAGCACGGAGGAUAAAGCCACCAAAACGGAGAACGUGUCCACUUGGAAGGACUCCAUCUACAACCCGCGGACCGGGGAGGUGCUGGGACGCACGGCCAGCAGCUGGGCCCUCAUCCUGCUCUUCUACCUGGUGUUCUACUGCUUCCUGGCUGGUAUGUUCGCCCUGACCAUGUGGGUAAUGCUGCUCACUCUUGAUGACUACGUGCCCCGGUACCGAGACCGCGUUCCCAAUCCAGGAUUGGUGAUUCGUCCAAACUCACUGGAUAUCUCGUACAACAAAUCUGACCCACAGAAGUAUGUGCAGUACGUCCAACACCUGGAGUCAUUCCUUCAAAGAUAUAACGACUCAGAGCAGGAGGAUAAUAUAGAUUGCAUUCCAGGACAGUACUACAUGCAGGAUGAUGGGGAGGCCGAUGCAAAGAAGGCCUGUCCCUUCAAGAGGGCCUCCCUGAGUCUCUGCUCCGGCCUCUCUGACUCCAGCUUUGGAUAUCAAGAGGGAAAACCCUGCGUGCUUCUCAAAAUGAACCGGAUCAUUGGUCUGAAGCCAAACGGGGACCCCUAUAUCAACUGCACAGUAAAAAGAGACAGCCCGGUGGAAAUGCACUAUUUUCCUGGUGAGGGGCGCUUUGAUAAGAUGUAUUUCCCCUACUACGGAAAGAAAGCCCACGUGAGGUACGUGCAGCCCCUGGUGGCCGUGAAGCUGCUGCUCUCCAAGGAGGACUACAACAAGGAGCUGGCCGUGGAGUGCAGGGUGGAGGGCACCAACCUCCGCAACAACGACGAGCGGGACAAGUUCCUGGGCCGCGUCACCUUCAGGAUCAAGGUCGUGGAAUAAAAGCGAACGCAGUUUGUAAAAAAGGAAAUCGAAUGAGGAUGCCCACACAUGCCAAGGAUUCAUGUUCAAAAGUUCUUAAAGGAAGAAAGUGUCAAAUAGGUCACCAAGGCAGCAUUUUCCGAUGCGCCGACACGAGCAGGCUGCCGAUGGGAGAGCCUGUCACAUGUUGCUCUGGUGACAUUUCUGACCCUUCUUUCCAUCAUGAAUCCUUGCUGACCUCUUCAAAGAUCCCCUGAACAAAACACAGGCGCUGGUCCUGACCCCCGUUCAUCCACCUUUUUGUGUUCACCGACUGCACUGGUCCAUUUAUUUACUUCAUUAGCAUUUCCUUUUUCUAGUAUUGGUGUGAUUUGAUACUUUAUAGCCAUUCCAGCCGAGCUGUUUGGAGGUGUUGUGUACAACUGCUGAUAGUUCCUAUUUUUAUGUUUUUGUAAUGUUCCUGCUGUUAGGACGAGUGUGUAUCGUUUUUCCUUUCUUAUACUGUUGGAGGGGGCAGUAUUAUUACUGGGGUUGCGGGGAUUUUUAUCUUGCUGUAUAGUAGAAACAGAGAAAGUAGAAACAUUUCCGAAACAGUAUUCACAUCUCUCAUUGCACAAAGACUUCAUAGGAACGUACUUUGAUAAUCAAGUAUAGCCACUGUUAUCCCUGUAUAUGAGAUGCCAACUACAAAGUCCCUUUCAGCUAUAAAUACAUUGUGAUCCUUACCAUAUUUAGGGAAUUAUAGAUAGAUCUACGUGCUGCGGCCCACGGAGCUGCAGCCCAGUCUUGUGCUGUCUGUCUGUCCGUCUGCAUGUCCGUCUGUCCGUCCGUCCGUCUGCCCGUCUUCCUGUUUACACACCUUCUCCACUGCAAUAGCCCUCCAGGACUGGAUGCGUUGUCUGGCUCCACCUUGCCAGGAGCAGUGCUGCGUUAUCGCUCUCAGGAGGCGCAAGCGCAGGAUCUGCUUUCACGGCGGAGAGGCACUGGAGAAGCGUUGCAAAAAAGAAAAAAGUUCUCUGUAACUAUGUACUGUAUAUCUUUAUGUAAUAUGUAUAUCUAACUGGGUCUCAAAGAUUGUUUGUUAGUUUACUCUCUUCUUCAGCCUGUUUAUCUGAUUGUCUGCCAAUCUAUUACUCUUCAAUGUAUAUAUAUAUAUAUAUAAACACUAUCUACCAUAUUUACUUAAUUCACACUGUAUUUUUGUCACAAAACACAAUGUCUGUGCACUGUAAAGAAAUAAUUUAAGCAAAGAUUUACAGGAAAUUAUCUUAUUCAAAGCUAUGUUUACACAGUCUUAAAAGGAGCCCACAUUUCAAGGAACAACUUGUAACAUCUCCUCGGGGUGCCUUAAGACUUAAUGAAAUAAAAUGUGGAAUAAAAGUGAUUUUGAAAAA
Cololabis saira (Pacific saury) is the source of this 2503-nucleotide messenger RNA. It is a transcript of the gene atp1b3a, whose product is annotated as ATPase Na+/K+ transporting subunit beta 3a. The transcript has 7 exons. Gene Ontology annotation, molecular function: ATPase activator activity. Gene Ontology annotation, cellular component: sodium:potassium-exchanging ATPase complex. Bases 291 to 1130 code for a protein of 279 amino acids. Gene Ontology annotation, biological process: intracellular potassium ion homeostasis; sodium ion export across plasma membrane; potassium ion import across plasma membrane. The record is from RefSeq and is a predicted model, not a curated record. Lineage: Eukaryota; Metazoa; Chordata; Actinopteri; Beloniformes; Belonidae.